CACUCCCGUACUAAGGUCUCUCAUAAGGGAUGUGGCUCUUGACGACACACAUAACAAUCGCGAGGCGAUAGUUACUCUCCGAAGGCAAAGGGCGUCAGAACUAUUAGCAACAAAUCAACGUCAACAAGAUGAACGUGUUAACUCGACGCGGCGCGAACCACCUACUUAUGCUGUAGGAGACUUUGUUUUUGUGGGUAAAAGUUCACAAAGUUCUGGCAAACUGGAUUCCGGCAUGCGAGGCCCUUACAAAGUAGUUCGGGACCUCCCACAUCAUCGCUAUGAGUUGGAGCUCAUGGCGGGUUCAUAUGGCAAGCGAACUCAAGCGGCGGCUGAGCAUAUGGUUCAGUGGCGCGGGGAGUGGACGCCGGAAACGUGUGCAGCCUUCUUCGAGGGUGAGUCUGAUGAUUCUACCGAUGACCUGGGAGGCCAAGAGGAUGGUGGCGAAGGACCCUCUCAAGAAGCAGAGGAUGGUGGCGAAGGACCCUCUCAAGAAGCAGAGGAUGGUGGCGAAGGACCUUCUCAAGAAGCGGUCGGGGACGCCUCGCGGUCAGGAGAGGCCGUAUUACAAAUAACUGAAGAAGAGGCGGGGCCUAGCAGCCCGUACUGGUGACGUCAGCGGUGGCGUGAUCGUGGCGCGCCGGAGCAGGUUGCUGCCUGUUGCUACGGACGGAGCUCACUUUUCCUUCGGCGCUCGAGAGUGGUGGACGUGUCUUAGGUUGUUAGGAGAUCGUAAUUUUGUAAUUUUAAAAUAACGUUUGGAAUAUAAGUUUUUGUUAGAUUUCUUGUUUUCUUUUC
Messenger RNA from Ostrinia nubilalis (European corn borer), 795 nucleotides. RefSeq lists its product as uncharacterized. Lineage: Eukaryota; Metazoa; Arthropoda; Insecta; Lepidoptera; Crambidae. The record is from RefSeq and is a predicted model, not a curated record. The transcript has 2 exons. The coding region runs from base 233 to 610 and encodes 125 amino acids.